This is a messenger RNA of Kluyveromyces marxianus DMKU3-1042, 711 nucleotides long. It is a transcript of the gene RPE1, whose product is annotated as ribulose-phosphate 3-epimerase RPE1. Gene Ontology annotation, cellular component: cytosol. Lineage: Eukaryota; Fungi; Ascomycota; Saccharomycetes; Saccharomycetales; Saccharomycetaceae. Bases 1 to 711 code for a protein of 236 amino acids. Gene Ontology annotation, molecular function: metal ion binding; D-ribulose-phosphate 3-epimerase activity. Gene Ontology annotation, biological process: pentose-phosphate shunt, non-oxidative branch; carbohydrate metabolic process; pentose-phosphate shunt. The record is from RefSeq and is a predicted model, not a curated record. The transcript has a single exon.
AUGGUCCAACCUAUCAUUGCUCCUUCUAUCUUAGCCAGUGAUUUUUGUAAUCUUGGGUGCGAGUGCCACAAGGUGAUCAACUCCGGUGCCGAAUGGUUGCACAUUGACAUUAUGGACGGCCAUUUCGUUCCCAAUAUGUCUUUGGGGCAGCCAGUUGUCGAGUCGUUGCGUAAGGUGAUUGGGAAGUACAACGAUCCAGAUACCAAGUUGCCCAAGGCGUUUUUCGACUGCCACAUGAUGGUGAGCGAGCCUGAGAAAUGGGUAGAGGACUUUGCGAGAAUUGGGUGCGACCAAUUCACGUUCCAUUACGAGGCCACGAAGGAUCCAAAGGGGUUGGUGGAGUUGAUCAAGAAGCACGGGAUGAAGGCCGCGUGUGCUGUGAAACCGGGCACCCCGGUUGAUGUGCUAUACGAGUUGGCACCUGAGUUGGAUAUGGCGCUUGUGAUGACGGUGGAGCCCGGUUUUGGUGGUCAGAAGUUCAUGAGCGAUAUGAUGAGCAAGGUGAAGGAUUUGAGAGAGAGGUUCCCAACGUUGAACAUCCAGGUCGACGGUGGGUUGGGUAAGCAAAACGUCGAACAGGCCUCGGAAGCGGGUGCGAAUGUGAUUGUCGCGGGUACGUCCGUGUUCCGAUCGGACGACCCGGCGGACGUUAUCGGCUUCAUGAAAAGUAAGGUCAAGGAUGCGUUGGUGGCCAAAGACCUCUUGGCAUAG